Eruca vesicaria subsp. sativa (arugula) is the source of this 1503-nucleotide messenger RNA. The record is from the annotation of a GenBank genome assembly. Lineage: Eukaryota; Viridiplantae; Streptophyta; Magnoliopsida; Brassicales; Brassicaceae.
AUGGUGGAUCCAAACGGGGCGGACCCGACCUUAACGGGCCUUGAAAACAAACGUGUUAUAUAUAAUCAUGAAGCGAGGCAAAAUCAGAACUACGUAACAAACACAUUUGCUACAGAGCGAGCGAGAGAUCCCGAGAAGAACACUAAUUCAACAAUGGCGGAUCAUCACAAGAACUUGAAGAGAUCCCGAGAAGAACUUGAAGCUUCCAACAAUGGCCGAUCAUCACAGAACAAGAUCACUGGAUCUCUUGAUGAAGAGGUAAAGAAUCCAUCUUUAAACUUGGCUCUAGCAACAACUCCAGAGUAUAUCAAACAGAUUGAAUCACCCCAACAACAACAAGAGCAACGUCAACGUCAUGACUCCAACACAACUCCUUCUAGAAAAACAAAAGCUUUGCAUUUUCCAAUCUCAAAGAUCACAAUUGGUGAGUGGACCCGCGAAGCUGUGUACGGGCACGAUCUAAAGGCUAAAAUCUAUUUCGGAAGGAAGAAGAUCAUGUGGGAGUGUCUCCAGGACGAGGUGACUAGGAAGAUUGAGAUGCAAUGGUGUGAUGUCUUGUCUCUUAGAACAUUGUGUCAUCGACAUGAUAACACCGGAAUCAUUUUAGUCGAGUUGAGAAAACCUCCAACGUUCUGGAUAGAGACUAAUGUACAGGCAGGAAAACCCACUCAGUGGCAGCAGCUGGAUCAAGAUUUCACGCUUAAUCACUCUGCUUCUCGUAACAGGUUCUUUUGUUUUUUUUUCGACUUUUUAAUGAAAGUGAUUCCCAAGUCUCACAUGACAUGUUAUAACAGGAUACAUGAACUUGAUUUUGCUCCUGGAGUUAUGCAAGAGAAUAUGACGAAGCUUUUGUCAAGCGAUAGUUAUUGGUCAGAACUGUUCAAAGUCCACUUCCCAACUUCGGAACAUCUUUACUUCGACGACGAAAAACAAAACCCUAUGAGUUUUCCAAUCUCAAAGAUCACAAUUGGUGAAUGGACCUGCGACGCAGUCAACGAGCAAGAUCUCCAGGCCAAAAUCUAUUUCGAAAGGAGGCAGAUCAUGUGGGAGGGUCUCGAAGAUGUAACAACAACAGAAACAACAAGAAAGAUGCAUUGGAAGAUUGAGAUGCAAUGGUGUGAUGUCUUGUCUCUUACACCAUCGUACCAUGCUCAAACCGGAAUCCUUAAAGUCGAGUUGAGAGUACCUCCAACGUUCUUCAUCAAGAGAGAGACUAGUCCACGUUCAGGAAGAACCACUCAGUGGCAGCAGCUGGAUCAAGAUUUCACGCUCAAUCACUCUGCUUCUCGUAACAGGAUACAUACACUUUAUUUUGCACCUGGAGUUCUGCAAGAGAAUAUGAAGAAGCUUGUGUCAGGCGAUAGGUUUUGGUCAGAACUGGUCAAAGUCCAUUUCCCAACUUUGGAGCAUCGUUACUUCGACGACAUUGGCUAUGGAAACAGUAAGAACAACGUAACGGCAACACAGUUCCAUGGUAACCACGAGAGCAGCAACAAUGACUGA